Prorocentrum cordatum is the source of this 669-nucleotide messenger RNA. The record is from the annotation of a GenBank genome assembly. NCBI's taxonomy places the organism in Eukaryota, Dinophyceae, Prorocentrales, Prorocentraceae.
AUGUCCGGCAUGGCUGAUGCACCGGCGCCCGCGGAUGGCAGUGGCCGGAAGCUCAAGCCGCAGGGCAGCUGCCUCGAGGCUCCGGAUAAGAAGCAGGCGAAGAUCAGGGACGACCAGGAGAGGGAUGACAAUAAGAAGGCGGAAGAAUUGGAUGAAGACAUGGAGGACAGGACAGGGCGCACGAUCACUUUCGGCACGUUCCCGGAAGAUAUUAAGGCAACCGAGAUCGUGACCUUCAUCGGAGACGCUUUGAAGGAGGUGGAGGGGGAGUUGGGCGAGAUUCUCGCGCGCGGCAAAAAGUUCGCAGAAAGAGGAGGAGCACGACUCAAGACGGCGGAAUCCAUGCGGGACUACAUCGGUGGAGCCGCGGCCCGGCGCAGACGCGAGUGCCAGGGCAAGCGCGUCUACUGCAACGUGGGUUCUAAGCGGCAGGACCAGAGCUUAGAGGAGGUAGGAAGGGGGAAAGCAGCGCGGAAGGUGGCGAGGACCAUCAUCGAGGCGAAUGGGGGGGGGGGCGGAGAUUCCAUCAAGCGGGACAUCGACGCGAAUUUCAAGAAGGGCAUCGCAUGGUGGAAGGAGAAGCGCGUAGCAGUGUGGACCGACGGCCAGAUGAAGCUCUUUGGGGACGCGGCGGCGCAUCAGGGGAAGUUCGACGAGCUUCACGGCAAA